Molecule: messenger RNA, 570 nt
Organism: Aphidius gifuensis
Lineage: Eukaryota; Metazoa; Arthropoda; Insecta; Hymenoptera; Braconidae
Exons: 1
Coding region: 1-570 (189 amino acids)
Source: RefSeq, a predicted model, not a curated record
AUGGGUGAGUUCACUUAUUGUGGUAUUCAACAAGGCUUAGAGCGGUGCAUCAAUCCAGAAGCACAUCAAACAAAUGGCAUCGAUUUACAGUUUCACUGUGAUGGGUUGAACAAUUCGAAAUCAAGCAAAUCAGAUAUAUGGCCAAUUUUGUGCAAAGUAUAUUCUAGAUCUGCAAAGUACAAGCCAUUUGUCGUUGCCAUGUAUCAUGGACAAUCCAAACCAAAUGAUGUUAAUAAUUAUUUGGCAGAAUUUGUUUUGGAAAUUAAUGAGUUACUUGAAAAUGGGGUCAAUAUUGCUGGCCGUUAUUAUUCUAUUCACAUACAAUGUCUUAUUGCUGAUACUCCAGCUCGUGUUUUUUUGAAAAAUAUACAAGGACAUACAGGAAAACAUGGAUGUGAACGAUGCACAGCUAUUGGUGAACCAUCACAAAAUCAAAAUGAUGUUGAUGAGUUGAGUCAGAGCCAAAGAAGACGAACGAAAAAAAGCAUAAUUGUAUUUCCUCGUAUUGGUGAUAAUGAUAGAACAGAUGCAUCAUUUAGAGAAUUUAGAGACUAUCACUUGAGAAUUUAG